AUGGGGGUUUUCCGAGCUUUUCCUUUCCGUGCUUCUCUCGUGUUCUUGCUGCUCAUCCGUGUUCUUGACAUCUCUGUCUCAGUUGUACCUGGAAAUGAGACAGACAGAUUGGCUUUGCUUUCCAUCAAGACUCACAUUACUGAGGAUCCUUAUAGGAUCACAAGCUCAUGGAAUGACUCUGUCUACUUUUGCCGGUGGCAAGGCGUUUCAUGCGGUCACAAGCACCAAAGAGUCACCCAGUUGAAUUUGAGGUCAUUGAGUUUGAAAGGUUCCCUGUCUCCUUAUAUUGGGAACCUUUCGUUUCUUAGAGUAAUUGAUCUCUCAAAUAAUAGUUUCAAUGGAGAACUGCCAAAUGAGAUCGGCCGCUUGUUCAGGCUGCAAGAGUUCGUUUUGGAGCGUAAUCUGGUCGGAGGGCACAUACCGAUCGGUUUGUCAAACUGUUCACGUUUGAGAAUCCUCAACCUCGGUUUCAAUGAGUUCAUUGGAGAUAUUCCUUUUGAGCUUGGCUUUUUGCCAAAGUUGGUACGACUAAAACUUCUUGCAAACAAAUUGAAGGGAAGUAUUCCCCAUCAUCUAGGGAAUAUCUCAUCUCUUCAACAACUUAAUGUGUCAGCCAAUAAGUUGGAAGGAAACAUUCCAGGGUCACUAGGCAACUUGAAGAGCUUAAUUUCUCUUAGCCUUAGUUACAACAAGCUAUCAGGUAUGGUCCCUCCAUCUAUUUAUAAUCUUUCGAACCUUGAAGCCUUAGUUAUUGCUGAGAAUCACCUUCAAGGUAGUUUUCCUCAUGACGUAGGCCUUAGUCUCCCAAAUAUCGAAAUAUUUCGUGUAUGGGGAAACCAACUUAGUGGAUCCAUUCCGGUUUCUUUAUCAAAUUUUUCAAAGCUUCUGGAAUUGGACAUCUCGGAGAACAACUUCUCCGGAGGGCUUCCUGCUAUUUUUGGUAACAUGAAGAACCUUAUGUGGGUAGAUAUUAGUGGUACUAAUCUUGGAUCUGGAAAAGUCAAUGACCUAGACUUUCUAACUUCAUUUACCAACUGUAGCAAUCUCAUAUUGCUUGAGCUUCAAAAUAAUAACUUUGGCGGGUCAUUGCCCAACUCUAUUGGAAACUUCUCAGCUCAACUAGAAAUUCUAUCACUAGAAGCGAAUCGAAUUUCAGGAAACAUUCCACCUAGUGUUGGAAAUCUAAUGAGCUUAAACGCUUUGAUUCUAAAUAUAAACCAGCUCACAGGAACCAUCCCCACAACUAUUGGUAAACUUCAUAAUUUAGUAAAAUUGUAUUUGGGUAGCAACCAGUUAUUUGGGGAAAUCCCAUCCUCCUUUGGAAAUCUCACAUUAUUGAACGAGCUUAGAUUAGAAGAAAACUAUCUGCAUGGCAGAAUCCCUUCAAGCAUCAGAAACUGUCAACACUUGCAGUUGCUACAUCUCUAUUCUAACUCCCUAAGUGGUACUAUUCCUCCAGAAGUAAUUGGGUUACCAUCUUUGUCGUUGUCCGUAGACCUCUCAGGAAAUCGUCUGAGUGGCCCUUUACCAUCUGAAAUUGGUAACUUGAAAUUUCUUCAAGAAUUGCUUGUUUUUUAUAAUCAGUUGACUGGUGACAUUCCUAGCAGGAUUGGUGAGUGUGAAAGUUUGAGAUGGGUUUAUAUGGAUCACAAUAAUUUUAGCGGAAGCAUUGAAUCGUUGCAUUCAUUGAAAGGUAUUGAACAUAUGGAUCUUUCACACAACAAUCUUUCUGGGCACAUCCCGAAAGAAUUUGCGGAGUUUGUCUUCUUGGUGAAGUUAGAUCUUUCGUUCAAUGAUCUCGAGGGUGAAGUACCUAGUGGAAGAAUUUUUAGUAAUGUUAGUGGAGAUAUUUCACUUGCCGGUAACAAUAAGCUUUGUGGGGGGAUGGCUAAAUUUCAUUUAGUUCCUUGUUCUAGGAAAUCUCCGAGGAAGCAUCACUUCUCUUUUACAAGAAAGCUGAUAAUCUCCAUUGUUUGUGGCCUAGUCGGAGUACUUUUGACGUCAUAUUUUCUCGUCCUUUGUUGCAUGAGGAAGAAUAAAAAGCAAGCUUCAAAAACUUUGUCGCGAGAUUUUCCAUUCUUGAAUAUUUCUUAUGGAGAGCUUCAGAAAGCAACUAAUGGGUUUUGUCCAGAGAAUCUAAUUGGUGUUGGUGGCUUUGGCUCAGUGUAUAAAGGAGUGCUUGAACCUCAUCAACUAUCCAUAGCAGUGAAGGUCUUCAACCUUCAAAGAAGAGGAGCUUCCAAAAGUUUCAAGGCUGAAUGCGAAACUCUAAGGAAUAUUAGACACCGGAAUCUAGUGAAAAUCAUUACUGCUUGUUCAAGUAUUGAUUUCCAAGGUAACGAUUUCAAUGCCCUCGUCUACGAAUUCAUGCCAAAUGGAAGUUUGGAAGAUUGGUUGCAUCCAUAUCCACAAACAUUGGAGGAACAGAGGAAAAGUUUGAGUUUAUCUCAGCGGUUGAAUAUAGUCACUGAUGUGGCAUCGGCAUUGGAUUAUCUUCAUAACGACAAUGAACUUCCAAUCAUACAUUGUGAUCUAAAGCCAAGAAACAUUCUUCUUGACCAAGACAUGACUGCUCAUGUGGGAGACUUUGGUCUGUCAAGGAUUAUUGCAAAUGACAAUGUUCAAACAUCUCAGAAUCACAUAAGCAGCUCUGUUGGAGUAAGAGGAACAAUCGGAUAUGUAGCUCCAGAAUAUGGCAUGGGAAGCAAGGUGUCGACUGAAGGAGAUGUGUAUAGCUUUGGAAUCCUCUUGUUGGAAAUCUUGACGGCAAAAAAUCCCACCAAUGAAAGUCUUGAAGGACUUAGCCUUCAUGAAUUUGUCAAAAUGGCUUUUCCAAAACGGAUGAUGGAGAUAGUCGAUCAAAGUCUCUUAACAGGAGGAGAAGAAGAAGCAUCUUGUAGCCGCACAAAGGCGCUAACAAGAAGUGGCAAGGCACAAGAGUGCUUAAUUUCCAUUUUCACAAUUGGUUUGAAGUGCUCAGAGGAAUUACCAAGAAAUAGGAUGAAGAUUAAUGAUGCCUUCAAGGACUUACAAAAAGUUAAAGACAGCUUCUCAAAGAUGUGAGGAUCGAUAACGGACCCUAAUGUUUUUAAAUGCAUACAACUGGUAUAUGGUGUAAUUUCUUCUUUCUGGUUACCUAUAAGACCAACUAUCAAAAUAGUAUGACUAGCUUUUCAGAGGCAAAAAAAAAAAAAAAAAACGGGGGUAUGACUAGCUUAUGUGUAAUAUAUAUGUUUUUGCAGUUGAAACCAAAAGUAUGACUAGCUUAUGUGUAAUAUAUAUGUUUUUGCAGUUGAAACCAUAAGUAUGACUAGCUUAUGGUGUAAUAUAUGUUUUUGCAGUUGAAACCAUGCAAUGGUGGUGGUUUGAAAAUCUUUGCAUGUACCAAUAAUAAAUUG
Morus notabilis is the source of this 3398-nucleotide messenger RNA. Its product is annotated as probable LRR receptor-like serine/threonine-protein kinase At3g47570. Gene Ontology annotation, molecular function: protein binding; protein kinase activity; ATP binding. Gene Ontology annotation, biological process: protein phosphorylation; hormone-mediated signaling pathway. Gene Ontology annotation, cellular component: plasma membrane. The record is from RefSeq and is a predicted model, not a curated record. The transcript has 3 exons. The coding region runs from base 1 to 3063 and encodes 1020 amino acids. NCBI's taxonomy places the organism in Eukaryota, Viridiplantae, Streptophyta, Magnoliopsida, Rosales, Moraceae.